GCUCUCCACGCCGGUGAACCCCUCCACAAGUUUAACCUGGAAAAACCGUCCUGUGACUGAAGAGAAGGAGGAAAUAGUGUGACUGUUGUUCGGGAAGAGACGACACUACAGUUUAAAGACGAUAAUAGUUUUUAUUUUACCCUCCAGAAGAGAAGAGGAGACCAACUGAGUGAGCGCUGACUGUAGCCGUGUUGUCCUGGGGGAGUCGUUUUUGUUUGGGGUUAACCUCACUGUGAAUACCACUGCCGCGUUUUUUAUUUCUUCAGCUCGGAGGAGAGUGUUUGAAAAAUAUUAUCAAAUUCUUCCAGUCUGACGUGUUUAAGUCAGCUGGCUUAAGCUGUGAUGAGGAGGGGAUUGAACAGCGGUGGAGCGGCAGACGGAGACAGAGAAAGCUAAGCUCAUCUCAGCGACCACCGACCACAGCGUCGACCACUAACACAGGCUGCUCGUUGCAGUGAGUCAGUAUCAUGGAGGCAGGCAGCGGGGCUGCCGCAGCGGUGGGGAGUACAGCGCUAGGACUGCUGGGAGCCACAGCCACGUCCAGUCAUGACAUCUUGGACAGGGGUCUGAGGUCUGGACGUCACCUGGAGGACGACGAUAUUGUGCCUGAGCUGGCUUAUAUCCACCCCAGAGAGAGACCAGACUGGGAGGAGACCAUCAGUGCCAUGGCGAGGAGUGCAGAGAUCCCCGAGCUGCGGGCCGAGCCCCUCAUGCGCUCCUGCAGCAGCAGCACGGCCAGCAUGAAGGUCAAGAAUGUCAAGAAACUCUGCUUCACUAAGGGACACUUCCCCAAGCUGGCAGAGUGCGCUCACUUCCACUACGAAAACGUCGACUUUGGCACAAUUCAGCUCUCACUCGGGGAUGAACAGUGUGAAGUGACGCGGAACGGCUUCGAGUCCAAGGAGCUGGUCUACCUGGUUCACAUUUACUGCCAGGGUCGGAGCUGGAUCGUGAAGCGCAGCUAUGAAGAUUUCCGUGUCCUGGACAAACACCUGCACCUCUGCAUCUACGACAGACGUUUCUCCCAGCUGCCCGAGCUGCCUCGAUUGGACAGUCUGACGGAUCAGUCAGAGUCAGUUUCCCAGAUGUUGUUGGCUUACCUCUCCCGGCUCUCAGCCAUCGCUGACAACAAGAUCAACUGUGGACCGGCCCUCACAUGGAUGGAGGUCGACAAUAAAGGGAAUCACCUGCUGGUCCAUGAAGAGUCGUCGAUCAACGUGCCAGCCAUCGCUGCUGCUCACGUCAUCAAGCGCUACAUCGCCCAGGCUUCAGAUGAGCUCUCCUUCGAGGUCGGAGACAUCGUGUCUGUGAUUGACAUGCCCCCUAAAGAAGACACCACAUGGUGGAGAGGCAAACAUGGCUUCCAGGUCGGCUUCUUUCCCAGCGAAUGUGUGGAGCUCAUCAAUGACAAAGUGCCGCAGUCCAUGACCAACACGGUGCCUAAACCAGCCUCCCCCUGCUCUGGCCUGCAGCCCGCUUCUUGGAGUCUCUUCCCUCCCUACUUGGAGAUGGAGAGUGUAAUACAGGACAAUGCAUGGGUGGCCGACCCGCUAAACCACUACAGCAUAAGUUCAGUGUCUAAGAAGCACGGCAAGCUGAUCACCUUCCUGCGCACCUUCAUGAAGUCCCGGCCCACCAAGCAGAAGCUGAAGCAGAGAGGCAUCCUCCGGGAGAGGGUGUUCGGCUGCGACCUCGGAGAACACCUCCUCAACUCGGCACACGAUGGUGAGGAAUACAAAGUGCCCCAGGUCCUCAAGAGCUGCACCGAGUUCAUCGAGAAGCACGGUGUGGUGGACGGCAUAUACCGCCUCUCUGGAAUCGCCUCAAAUAUCCAAAAGUUACGACACGAGUUUGACUCGGAGCAGAUCCCUGACCUGACCAAAGAUGUUUACAUCCAGGACAUCCACUGCGUCGGAUCGCUGUGUAAGCUCUACUUCAGAGAGCUGCCCAACCCCCUGCUCACCUACCAGCUCUACGAGAAAUUCUCUGAGGCUGUAUCAGCAGCCACAGACGAGGAACGACUCAUCAAAAUCCAUGAUGUCAUCCAGCAGCUUCCUCCGCCGCAUUACAGGACCCUGGAGUUCCUCAUGAGGCAUCUCUCCCACCUGGCAGCAUUCAGCUACAUCACCAACAUGCACAGCAAGAACCUGGCCAUCGUCUGGGCCCCCAACCUGCUCAGGUCCAAACAGAUUGAAUCCGCAUGCUUCAGCGGCACAGCAGCCUUCAUGGAGGUCAGGAUCCAGUCUGUGGUGGUGGAGUUUAUCCUGAACCAUGUGGACGUUCUCUUCAGCUCUAAACUGAGCUCUCUGAUCCGAGAGGGAGCAGGUCACAACUCGCUGUCGCGGCCCAAAUCCCUACUGGUUUCAUCUCCGUCCACCAAACUCCUGAGUCUGGAGGAGGCCCAGGCCCGGACCCAGGCUCAGAUCAACUCUCCAGUCACUGAGGACAGCAAGUACAUUGAGGUUGGAGAGGGUCCGGCAGCCCUGCAGGGCAAGUUCCACACCGUCAUCGAGUUUCCCACUGAGAGGAAGAGACCUCCUAUUAAAUCCAAGAAGUCCCCUGUGGGGAGUUGGCGAUCUUUCUUCAAUCUGGGAAAAUCUUCCUCCAUGUCCAAACGUAAGCUGACCAGGAACCCCAGCGAGCCAAACGAGCUGAAGGCCAUGGCUCUGGCUGGAGGAAGAGGAGACACAGCAACAUUAAGAUCAGCUAAAAGUGAAGAGUCUCUGAGUUCACUGCACAAUGUUGAAGGAGAGUCUAAGGUGUACCGUCCUCGGCGGCCGCGCUCUAGCAGCGACGCCCUCUCGGCCUCCUUUAACGGCGACCUGCUGGACAGCCGACAGCACUGCAACUCCUACGACAAUCUGGACGGCACAGAGGACAGCGACGGAGACGACGGGCCCAUCUGUGUGCCUGCCCUCAUCUCACCUCCGCGCUCAGCGGGUGAAGAUGUGGACCUCAGCCCGCCUGACAUCGGCAUGGCCUCCCUGGACUUUGACCCCAUGUCUUUCCAGUGCAGCCUCCCCGACACGUCGUACGCCUUCCCUCUAGACGACUCUCCGGCCGGGGCCGAGGGCUCCACGUUAAAGAGGAGUCCAGGCAGUAAGAGCAAUGGCUCUGACCUCAUGUCUGCCAGCUUCCUCGGCAGUCUGACCUCGCCUUUACUGUCCGGAGACUUCUGCUACAGAGAGAAGAUAGAGAGCAAGAAACUGACCACUUCUUAUUCUUACACUGAUAAACCUACACAGGCUGUGUCACCCAUCAAAUGUGCAAAGACCACCAGUCUGACACCGUUAGCCACUUCAGAGCUUUUCAGUGUAGAGAAGCCUGACGACAGGAACACAGCUGCACACCCUGUCUCUUCUCAACCGUUAUCUCCUCCUGCAGCAGCCAAGGACUCUCCUCCACUGAUGGGCAGCGUACUGCUGAGGGCAGCCGAGCCUUCGCUAAGUGAGGCUUUCCAAAUGGAGCUGCACUCUAAGCUGGCAACCUUUGACAGUGUGGACAGUCAAGAGUUGAAGGGAGACGACAGCGUGCAGCAGGAGCCAGCUGCCAGCAGCCAGGAGCAACAAGGAGUCGUAGCUCCGGACUCUUCAAAGGACCUCACCCCUCGUUUCCUCAGCUCUACAGCUCCCUCUGCUGCCCCUCCUCCUCCCCCGCCUAAAAACGCUGCCCGCAUGUUGGCCCUGGCCCUCGCCGAGUCUGCCCAGCAGGUCUCCGUUCAGUCUCAGUUCAGGUCCUCUGAGCCCCCCACACCAGUGUCUCCUCUGCAGACACAUGAGGAGUCUGACCUCCUGGGGGUGGCACAUCCAAAGGUCCAACAUUUCCAGACUUCCUCAGAGGACGGAGCAGAGAGGGAAAGUUCUCUGCCUCCAAAUAGCACUGCUCCGACUGUCACCACAACCUCAUCAUAUCCCUCCGCUUCCAGUCCUGCAAUCAAGCUGCAGCCUCUCGAGUUAACCAGCACAAUAACCAAACUACCAGACAGUGCCAAGUCCUCCACAACUCCACUUGGCCCUCACCCAGACACAGACUCCAGCUCAACUGACACUACUCUCUACAAGUGUGUCCCUCUCCCUAGUUCAACCAGUCUAUCUUCUCCAACAAGGAAGAGUCCAGAGAGGCAGCAGUCAGUCCCAGCACACGUCCCAGUCCACAUCCCAGUGCACGUCCCAGUGCACGUCCCAGUCCACGUCCCAGUCCACGUCCCAGUGCACGUCCCAGUCCACGUCCCAGUCCACGUCCCAGUCCACGUCCCAGUCCACGUCCCAGUCCACGUCCCAGUCCACGUCCCAGUACACACCAACUCCUCCAGCAACACUCCAGCAACCACGCCGAGUGGCAGCCGCAAAGACACCAGAGUCUUACCCCAGCCUGUCCCUGAGGUCAAACCAGGUGAGACUUCACCUCGUCCAAUCCUCCCAAAACCAUCAGAUCAGCCUCCUCCCAUAAAGCCCAAAAGGCAGGCGCUGUCCCAGCAUCAAACUCAGACUCAGCAGCAGAGCCAGGCUCAGAUUCAGGCUCAUCUUCAAACACAGUCUAAUUCUCAGCCUCAUCCUCCAUCACAGCCUAACACACAGCCUCAGACACCAGCCCUCCCCCAAACCCACACUCAGCCCCCCUCGAAGGCCAGCGCCAGAGUGGCCCCCACCUCUGCUGAGCCUGUGGAGAAGCCCUGGGAGGCCAUAAAGCCGGUUCAGCCCUGCACAGAGCCAGUUAAGUACCACGAAGUGUACGGACCUCCAGCCCCCCCUGUCCGCACUAUCGAGAGCAAACUGGCCACAGCAGCACUCAGCCAAAGUGAAGCUUCCUACCACGUCCUCGCUGAGGGUCCUACUCCUGGUCAUCUGGAGGAAGCUCUGCCUCAUCACCCUCCAUCUCCUCGCAAAUCUUCCACACACCAACCGGCCUACCUUUACCACGCUAAAGCAGAACCGGUCUUAAUGGAGCCUCCAGGAGCCGCCUACUACCACCAGAGGCCAGUUCCUCUCGGCCCCCAGACCAUGCCACACCACUACAGGCCCGACAGUGUCCCCCCACACCUCUCCUUCGUGUCCAAAUCUGAGCCUCAGAUCCCUUACAGUGCCCGAGUGGACAACAGGUACAGCACUUUAGGCCCGCGGUCUUACCAUCACUCGAUUAAGUCCAGAGGAAACUCCCGCGGUGUGUACGUUUCUCCAGGGCCGGGGCAUCAGGGUUACAGCCACGACAGAACACACGGCUACCCAACCAUCCGCAGGGUGCACUCGCUUCAUGUCCCCUCCACGAUCCGUACUGUGCCCAUCCAGAGGACUGAAGUCCCGCCAGAUGAUGAAAUCUUCUUCUAUCACAGACCCGUCUACCCCUGCAAAGCCUACCAGCAGCCUCCGCAGCAGCAGCAGCCCCCACAGCAGCAGCAGCAGCAGCAGCAGUCCUCACAGGGCGACUACCACGUCACCCAGCUGCAGCCUUACUUUGAGAACGGACGAGUUCAGUACCGCUACAGUCCCUACUCUGGUUCAGGCCCCGUGGAGGCACCUUACUACGACAUCGACCCCUAUGGCACCAUCCGAGUCCGCCACUUCCACUCCAGAGAUCCAGGAGCCGCUGCAGGUCGACCAGGUGGAAAGGCGACCGGGUACCACUAUCUCGCUCGCCAUGUUCUCCCGCCGGGGAAGGAGCACAGCUUUGUAAGCAGGGACAUGCCACCUGGACAUGCAAGCAUGGAGGCUCCAGCUUACCUCUCUUGGGAUCCCGAGGAGUCAGAGAGGCUUCGCUUUCAGUCCAUCCGCAGAGAGAGCCGGGCCCGACAGAAGGUCAAAGGCCCUGUCCUCUCUCAGUAUGACAACGUGGGCCUGUUUGCCCCUGCAGAUAUAUCGGGCUAUGAAAUGCUGCACCUGCGCAGUAAGUCCGACCCAGGUAAAGCUGUGCUGGCUGCAGCUGAGAGCAAAGAUGGACGCUACCUCCCCAGACAUAUGACAUCAGACCCUGAUGUCGUCCUGUACAUGGAGACUGACAAGCAUGUCCAGGGAGACAGGUCGGAGGGACUUGCCAAGCAAAGCACUUCCAAGAAAUGUCAAUCCUCCCACUCCUUUCCUUCUUCUCUGAGCCACAGUCUCUCCCACCAGCAGGAGAGCAGUCGACACGAUGCCAAGCCUGCAGACGACAAGCAGGGCACAGACGGAAGCAGGUCCAAACACUGGCAGCAGGAGUAUCCCAGCAAGAGGAGCUUUACACCGCGGUACGAGUGUCCCGAUUCUGACCACAAAGGGAAGAGUGGAUACCACAGUACAGAAGAGCAGCCGUCUGACCCCAGGGAUCAACAUGCCCAUUCCAAACCCGAGCGAUCCCACAGCGUCAGGGAGCCACCGCACUACAGCAAACCUGAGCCAGACAGAGACUACUCCUAUCAGAAACACAGCAGCAAAGCGGCUCAGUCCCACUAUGACAACCUGGACGAUUAUCGGCCAGUACCUCAGCCACAGGCCCCGCUUCACAAACGGGGAGGCUCUGGCUCGUAUCCAGGCCCAGGGUUCUCAGUGAGCCAAAAUAACAGAGCGUACUCCACCGCGCUAGGCCAGGGAGGCUACAUCCAGACUGACCUGGCCCUGCCCAGGCCAGAGACAGAGAUACGUACUGAAUGAAGCAUUUAACAUGAGAAAUGAUGUUUAGCUGUGUAUAAAAAGACUCUGAUGAGCUGCUGCUGAGCAGCCUCUGCAGGACAGCGGACUGUCGCAGCACCAAUAUUUUUGCUCCUCUGUAUUUUUAAUGAAUUGUAAAGAAAAAUGUCUGACUUUUUACAGAAAGCCCUGAAUGUACCUGAAGUUAUUGUCCAAAAAGUCAUAUUGUUGUGAUUGAUUGAGACAGUAGCCAGUCAUUAAUGUAUAUGAUAUGAAGACAUAAGGUACAUUUAACAGGAAAUGUAAAAUAUAUAUACUAAAUAUAUAAAUAUAUGAACAGAAUCAAUAGAAAAAAGGGGGAUUUUUAGUUGUUGUUUUUUUUUUAGGUGUGGCGCUGGGUAUAAACUGGGAUUCAUGUUUGCAUUUUAGAAAUGCAUGCACUCUCUAUCUCUUACAGAACAGUUCUGUGUACUUCACCAUCCAUUGUGUUCUUUCUGGAUUUUACAGCACAAGUUAAAGACAGGUGGUACAUGAAGGUCAUGGAGCCCUCUCUCUGCUUUAAUGUGCACAAGAAGCGAUACGAGCGUCCAUGUUUGUCUGUAAGAAUCUGACUGGGUGUGAGGUUUGUAAGGAGCUGGGAUGAAAUAGUUGACUCAUUUUAUUUUAUUUUAUUUCAUUGUCUUUUUUUCAGUGACUGUGCCAUUUUAUGUAACUUUUCUAUAAACACAUUUCAGUGACUCUAAUGGGAUGUUUUGGUACUUGUAUGUUAGGGACCAAAUGACUCGGCGCAGUUGUUGCACAUAACGGGAUAAAGAGGGGAUGAUGGAUGAAUGCCUGUUGUUCCUUUUUAGAUGUGUAAGAGUUUUUGUUUUUAUUUAAAAUUUUCCAUCACAUUGACGGUACAUUCAUGAACUGGACUGACUGAAUAAAGAUGAAAACAUUUUCCUCUCAAACGACCUGGUGAAGAACAUUUUGAACCUGCUUUGGUGGACAAGCCUUACAUUUUGUUUCUACAGGCCAGAUUUACUUUACGGUCAUCGUCAUGACGCACAAACAUUGUGAUAUCUAGAUUUCAGAUCACUUCUGAUGAGUCGACAGUUCUCAGCUGAAGGUGUCAUGAUGGGGUCAUUUGUUUUUUAUCUACUCGCUUUCUUUGGAAACAAUAAGGGAGGGAUUUUUUUUUUUAAGAAAUCAAUGUGUAGUACGCCCAUCCGGUAUUAUACAACCCCUUUGGAUCAGCAUAAUGUAUGGAUUACACUGUUUCAAAUCUGUCUUAAUCCAGGUUGUACUCUGUAACUGUUGACUUCUAUAUCGCUUGCAGGUUUCACUUCUCUUGCCUUAUCGAAAAGCCUCUUCCUUUUCAGACGGGGCGAUAAUUUAAGGCACCGUGUACUUGAAUGUGAAAACACUCUCGUCUCAAUCUAGAGGUAUCUAAAGUUAGAUAUGAAAUAAAUAAAACUGUUCAGGAACAGCUAAAAUCCA
This is a messenger RNA of Labrus bergylta (ballan wrasse), 8078 nucleotides long. RefSeq names its product Rho GTPase activating protein 32b (gene arhgap32b). Lineage: Eukaryota; Metazoa; Chordata; Actinopteri; Labriformes; Labridae. The record is from RefSeq and is a predicted model, not a curated record. Gene Ontology annotation, molecular function: protein binding; GTPase activator activity; phosphatidylinositol binding. Gene Ontology annotation, biological process: small GTPase-mediated signal transduction. Gene Ontology annotation, cellular component: nucleoplasm; fibrillar center; actin cytoskeleton.